Malus domestica (apple) is the source of this 1430-nucleotide messenger RNA. RefSeq names its product RING-H2 finger protein ATL52-like. Gene Ontology annotation, molecular function: transferase activity. Lineage: Eukaryota; Viridiplantae; Streptophyta; Magnoliopsida; Rosales; Rosaceae. The record is from RefSeq and is a predicted model, not a curated record. Gene Ontology annotation, biological process: protein ubiquitination.
CCCUUCUCCUCUACUACUUUGCUUCCCUUUCUCUCUCUCUCUCUCUCUCUCUCUCUCUCUCUCUCUCUCUCUCUAACAUUAGCAUAAAUCAAGCAAAGUAAAAGGGGAGUGACCAAAUUAAGAAAAGAAAAAGACUUGCAAGAUCUGGCAGGAGCUAGGGUUAUUGAGUUUUUUUUGGUCAUAUGGGCUCUGCAGGAAACCAAAAUCCAUGGGCAACAUAUGACACAUACAAAGAUUGUUCCCAAGGGAUUUGCAGCAUCUACUGCCCUCAGUGGUGCUAUAUCGUUGGUCCUCCACCUGCAUUUGAUUUGGCCGAAACCGAUGAUCAAAACCAACAAGACUCUCCAACAGAUCUCUCUCCUCUCAUUAUAGCAAUCAUUGGCAUCUUUGCUAGUGCCUUCAUUCUAGUCACUUACUACACCAUCAUAACCAGAUACUGCCGGCGAAGAGGCAGUGAUGGCGCUCGAGACAUGGAAAUGGACAGCUCGAAUCCAAACCUAGUUAGUGAAUCGAUGCCAGGCUCAAAUAACGGUCUGGAUGAGUCCCUGAUCAAGUCCAUCACGGUUCACAAGUACAAGAAAGGUGAUAUGCUUGUGGAAGGCACCGAUUGCUCGGUUUGCUUAAGUGAGUUUGAAGAAAAUGAGAGCCUGAGGCUGUUGCCAAAAUGUAACCAUGCUUUCCAUGUUCCUUGCAUUGAUACUUGGCUCAAAUCUCAUUCUAGUUGUCCGCUGUGCCGGUCGAACAUUGCUGCUCCUGCCAUUGCUUUGGUGCCUCAUCAACAACAAGCGGUGCCUCCGGUCGAUGGAAAUCAACAGGAGGAGGUGAACGCGUCUGCUUCGGAAUACCAACACAGGAGUAAUGUAAGUAUUUUGGUGGUUCAAGAUAAUUCGGACGAGGUUGUUGGUCAGUUGGAGAGUAGAGUGAGCAGUUGUGAGAUUGGACAAGAUCAUGGGAUCCAGCAGCAAUUGAGGAGAUCAGUUUCCAUUGCUGAUGUGUUGCAUUUGCAUGAUAGUGAAGAUGAUGACGAGGACUUGGAAAAUCAGAUGGGAAGUGCCCAAUUUUAUAGCGAAAAUCUUCAAUUUUCCAUGGAAAUUGGAUCAUCAAAAGGAGUUGAUCAAGAACAGAAUUCCAAAUCCAGUAACAACCCUAGAAGUAGUGGAGUUUUCAGCUUGGUAAAGGGUCCUCUGGUACUGAAGAGAUCAAGUUCAACAGGGCGAUUAGUGUUGUCAAGGUAUGGAAAGGAAAAGAAUUCUAUAAUUCCUAAUUGAAACCAUUAAUUGUUUCCCCCUUUCCAAAAUUAGUGUGAAAACCCCACAAUUUCUUCUUUUGCUUUUGUAUCAUAUUAUAUACACAAAAGGAGAGAUCAUGCAUAAAAAUAUGAUACUAACUGAUUUGAUCUAAUGGAAUAAAUUCUCCGUUUUAUCCGAUAA